Messenger RNA from Linum trigynum, 3382 nucleotides. NCBI's taxonomy places the organism in Eukaryota, Viridiplantae, Streptophyta, Magnoliopsida, Malpighiales, Linaceae. The record is from the annotation of a GenBank genome assembly.
AUUUAUAUUUUAUUUUUUGUUUUUGUGGUACAAUUUGAAAUUGUACAUUUAACGUUAUGGUACAAUUUGAGAUUUUAUCUUUAAUUUAUACUUUUAACGUUAUGUUAAAACUUCAAAUUGUACUUUAAAGUAUAGUAGAAGUACUCAUAUAGAAAAAACUAAAUUUUACAUAAACAAACAAGUCAAACAUAUAUCUAAUUGUUUAUUUCAAAAUUAUUCUACACCUCCUUCCCAAACCAAGCUCAACUACCCCCCCCCCCCCAAACUCUCGCCUAAUCUGCCCACCUCCCGUCCUAUACGACCAUCUCCCGAUCUCCAUUGGUCUUCUAUUGUUGUAUAGUAGCUAUUAGCUAAGAUGGAUGAUGAACGUACUUUUGAAACUUUUGAAAAUAUGUUAUGAAUAUUGUAAGAAUUAAUAAAUUUAUUUAGUACUUAAAAAAUAUUUUAUAGUUUUCCAUUUUGGACUCACCCAAAGUCAAAUCCUGCCUACGCCCCUGAUUGCAUGUGCAAUAAUUUUAUAAUAUGUCCUAAGUUCACAUUGAUAAUAUUUGCUCUAUAUUAUGUUUGAUUGAGCAAGCUCUAUUGAGGUCCUAAGUUGUAUGCUAAUUAAGAAAUUUUCUUUCAGACUUGGAGUUAUCGUCGACGAUUAUAAAUCAAAUUUUUCAAAAUGGCUUAAGUAUGAUUGUUGACGAACUUUGACUUCAUACCCUAGGAUGAUACACAAGAUUCCUUGAAAAAUAACAUAUGAGAAGGUUAGAGAAGUCUUUGUUGAGAAUCUACGAUAAACAUCACGUUUUAUCAACUAAUAACCUAGGCACUUACCAAAUAAAGGUUGGCAACUUUUAGUAAGAUAGCCAAUUGGGAUAAACAUAUUUAUCCAGCAAUCAAGUAUCUUUAUACAAUAAUCUCAACUCUCAAAAUUGCUUGUAUUUUUUUAUGGCUUAAUUGCAAGUUUGGUCACUCGAAUUGCUUAAAAAUUUCACGUUUGCCACUCGAAUUGAUUUAUUCCAUUUAUAGUCACUUGAAUUAGUUGAACCGUCCAAGUUCGGUCACUCUCCGUUAACCUCCGUUAGACUCCGUUAAUGAUGACCGUUAAGUGAUGACGUGGCUAACAGAAAGACACAGUCAGCAUAUUUUAACAUUAAAAAAUGACGACCCGACCCGCCAGCUCAGCCUUACCCGCCCUGUCAGCCAUUCUUGCCCAACCCGCGAACCAACCCAAUUAAUUGACCCUAAACCCAAACCCGAAACCCAACCCACUGAAAAGUAAUCGAAAACAGAUGGUUAGGCAUUUCCUUACUCCAUCUUCGUCCUCUCAUACAAACGAGACCCCAAAUGUAUCGAAAGUGGAAAGGAAGUUUGGGAAGACAGUGAGCCACACUACUUCUUGGACCAACUCUUACGGUUGGAAGGUAGGCGGCAAAGUUGAGAUCACCACGGACUUCAAAGGGAUUUCGUUCCUCAAGGAAGGAAAGCUCAAAAUCUCGAGCGAACACUCUGAAGGAAAAAUCGAAGGAGCAUUCGAGGAACGGGGCGAGAGCUCGGAGAUUGCGAACGAGGUCAUUGUUUCUCCUAUGAAACAGCUGAGAAUUACCACGACCAAGAUCAAGACCGCCUGUGACGUCCCUUUCGAUUACUCGUACACCGAAAAGCUUUACGAUGGCACCACCGCGGACUAUCGAGUCCAAGAUGGCCUCUUUACUACUACCACGACCGUGGUCGAGGUUGCAAGUAAAGAAGAAGAUCUGCAGCAGGAUUAAACAGCAGCAGGACGGGUUUAAAUUACUAUCACUAACUGUUCAAAAUAUUAUGAAGUUAAUUCUAGAAUUUACCACGAAAAUAAAUUAAAUAAUAAAAACAAUAAAUCAGCCAAGAAUAACAUUGUCGUGUAUGUAUGGCCGUUGGGAUAUUUUUCCAAUAUUAUCAACAAUCCUACAUCCUAUCCUAUCCUACACACUAAUAUAUAGAGAUUCACCAUGAUGAGUGGGUUAAAACAAAAAUUGAAGCCUCCACCUUAUCUCACGGAAGGCUAAAAGUGUCUUUCCAUCUUAUUUAAAUUUUUUUUUAUUAUUUUAUACUACUUUUGAUUUAUUCGUUGAGGGAGGUUGCACUUUUUUUACAAUUUGUUUCAGAAUUUUAUUUUUACAUACUUAUUACUAUUAUUAUGGUAAUAAAAAAUUGUUAUAGCAAUUAAAUCUAAACUAAGUAAACCUUAUAUGUGGUUUGUCGUUCGUCAACAAACCUAUUUGUUUCUAGCAUUUUAUUUUUACAUUACUAUUACUAUGACAAUGUAAAAGAAUUUGCUACAAUGACUUUAUCUAAAUUCUAAGUAAAACUUAAAUAUAGUCUGUCAAGUAGAUCUUUGUAGCUGAUCACUUGAAUAUGUUGCUAACGAUUGCGGCCACUUCGCCCCUGGCUGUUAUGUUUUAAUUUGAUGUCAUAUAGUUGUUUCUGGUUCCCUUGAUUUUGUUAUCUAGACCAUAGCAAAGUAAAAUUAGUUGGGACCAACUUAGUUCUAUCGGAGUUUCAGUCGUUGCUUGCUCUGUUUUUACUCUGGAGUAUCGUUGCCGUUUCCACCAACUCCUACCCGUUGCUGCUGUAUAUCUUACCUUCUUUGGCCACUCAUCCUCAAAGUAGUUGUUCUAAAAGUUGUGUUCUCGACAACUAUUUGACAAAGCGCGCUCUAAAAAUAAAAAACUGCGCUAUGCAAAAGUAUAAUUUGCGGAUUGCUGCUGAUUCGCGCUUUCAGUGCUCUAGAGCGGGAACGCAGACAAAAAUCCAUCGAAUUGGAUGACAUAAGGUAGAAGUAUCAGUAUUAGUGAGAAAGAGCAAAUCUCAUAUUUGCUUUCAGUGAAAUGUAGAUGAGGAAGGAAGACAUUGUUAUUGGUGAGGAUGAUAAUGAUGAAGCAAUCGUGAAGUCCAAAACAAAAUAUGUAGUAAUUUCUAAUCAGAGUGUGAUUUGGACGAUUUUGUAGAAUUGAUUCUCUUGCAUGACUUUAGUUGAUGAAUAAGUUAGGAUGUCCGAAAAGUUUAUGAUAGAUGUUCAAUUUAUGAUCCAUGUUCUUUUUAUUUUUCCAAUAUUUAAAAAUUACUCUUUUAUAAUUACAAAUGAAAAUGUAUUUUGCUUCACAUAAUUACUAUUGUCGUUUAAUGUUUAUAAUUACCAACUGGCCGGGGGUAAGAAUCUAGUUAGCAUAAAAGAAGGGGCAAAUAAUUGUGGAUGGAAAGCUAUGGGGGAAAAAUAUCAUUUACAAGAAAGAAAAAAAAAUGGUUGCCUUGUUCCAUUACUCAUAUCUCUGCAGCCACCUCUAUCCAAUUCCCAAAACUCCUCUCUUCACAAACACAAUUCUCUUCCAUUACAAAAUAAAAACUCAAACUUUCA